This is a messenger RNA of Neoarthrinium moseri, 651 nucleotides long. RefSeq lists its product as uncharacterized. Gene Ontology annotation, biological process: vesicle fusion with Golgi apparatus; retrograde vesicle-mediated transport, Golgi to endoplasmic reticulum; endoplasmic reticulum to Golgi vesicle-mediated transport. Lineage: Eukaryota; Fungi; Ascomycota; Sordariomycetes; Amphisphaeriales; Apiosporaceae. Gene Ontology annotation, cellular component: endoplasmic reticulum membrane; ER to Golgi transport vesicle membrane; endoplasmic reticulum-Golgi intermediate compartment. Bases 1 to 651 code for a protein of 216 amino acids. The record is from RefSeq and is a predicted model, not a curated record. Gene Ontology annotation, molecular function: SNAP receptor activity. The transcript has 2 exons.
AUGAUCAGGUCAACGCAAAUAGCCCGCGUGGGCGACGGCCUCAUGCUGUGCGCCUCGGUCGACGAGGAGUCGAUGGAGUCGUCGCUGGCCGAGAUCAAGUCGCAGGUCAAGCUGAUCCUGCGGCGGCUGAACCGCAACGCCGAGCCGCAGGCGAGCAUCGAGUCCGGGCCCUACACGCUGCACUACCUGCUGCAGGACGACAUCGUGUACCUGUGCAUCUGCGAGCGGUCGUACCCGCGCAAGCUGGCCUUCACGUACCUGGCCGACAUCGCGGCCGAGUUCGCGGGCUCGUACCCGGCGGCGCAGCUGCACGCUCCCGGGCUGCGGCCCUACGCCUUCAUGGAGUUCGACACCUUCAUCGGCCGCACCAAGGCCACGUACGCCGACGCCCGCGCGACGCAGAACCUCGGCAAGCUCAACGACGAGCUGCGCGACGUCACCCAGGUCAUGACCAAGAACAUCGAGGACCUGCUGUACCGCGGCGACAGCCUCGAGCGCAUGGGCGAGAUCAGCUCCCGCCUGCGCGACGACAGCCGCAAGUACCGCAAGGCCGCCGUCAAGAUCAACUGGGACCUGAUGCUCAAGCAGUACGGGCCCUUUGGCGUCUUCGGGCUCAUCGUCCUGGUCUUUAUAUGGCUGCGCUUCUUCUAA